Dalotia coriaria is the source of this 2649-nucleotide messenger RNA. RefSeq lists its product as uncharacterized. The transcript has 3 exons. The record is from RefSeq and is a predicted model, not a curated record. The coding region runs from base 1 to 2649 and encodes 882 amino acids. Lineage: Eukaryota; Metazoa; Arthropoda; Insecta; Coleoptera; Staphylinidae.
AUGGUGCUGGGGUUGGAUGCAAUAUGGAGCAAAUCACGCAAAAUGCUUGUCAAUAGAAGCAUGCGUCGAAAAGCCCACAUCGCCAAUGAAAACAACAAAAAUCAACUUAAAACUCCUCAGUCGCCUCAAAAACAUCAACAAAUCGAAAGUCCAGCAAAAUACAAAUCCAAGAUACCAGUCGCUAUCCGUCGUUAUUCCUCCACAUCAACCUCAAUAAACUCCGAACGUAAAAUUCUCCAAAUAACCGAUUUAGAUGAUUCAUAUCCAAAACUUCCCGAAACUGAACCCGAACCCGAACCGGAAUACAGUGAGAUAAACACCAGCAAAUACAAGAAAAACGAGCGUAAAAAGUGUGAAGUGCCCGAAUACAUCCGAAAAUCCUACGCGAAACAUAACCGUAGUUAUGAUAAACACCGAAAGUCAAAUCAAUCGGUUAAUAUAAAUAAUAAACAAAGUGAAGGCGAUAAUACGUAUUGCAAUGUAGAUUCAUCAACAGUGAGUUAUCGUGAUUAUCAACCAAAUAAAAAUAAAUGUGAAAAUGAAAAUAAAAAUGAAAUUUUACCACAGUUAGUGAAGUGUCACAUCUACGAAACUUUAACUCCGUUGAAAUCAAAGUAUUUACCAUCUCAUGCUGAUUGUUUCCGUGAUUCAAGUGACUUAAGUGAUUCAAGUGAUGAUGAACCUUUAAUUAUCAAAGCCUGUGCAACAGUUCAUCCAUCACCAGUGUUAUCAAAACCCCAAAAUGACAACCAAAAUUUCAACGGACAACAACAACAAUCACAAAAUAGCCGCGGAAGUUCAACACCUCCAAAGUUCUCAUCAAACACCUCAAGAUUAAUCAAAGAUGAACAUGGUUUGUACCUAAGUCCAAUUAUUCCUAAUGUGACUACUGUUGAUCGGAAAUCAUACAAAAUGGCGGAGCAGUUUGACAUCUCACCUCCACACCCAGUCGAUAAACCAUGUCGGAAGAAUCUUCAUGAUCGUUUUGUUGUUAACACAUACAAAGCUUCAUACUGGCAGAGAUUGAGCGGACGUGUCAAGCCACGCAUUGACGCCACGCACAAGAUCAAGGUCAGCGAACGCCCUGAUAGCGGCUGGUAUUCACACUCCGAUAGCAAUUCCGAUAGUGAGUUAAAAUCAACAAACAACGCGAUUAUGGUGACAAACACAGCCGGAAGUCAAAUAUCAACAUCAACAUCGACUUCGAAUUCAAAUUCAGCGUCAGCGUCACAAUCGUCGUCAGCGGCUAGUCUUUUGAGUGAUGUCGGGUUCGUUGGUGAGUUGUAUCGUGCAAGAAUCACUCCGGAUAAAAUAUUAGCGAAGAAAUUACGUCAAAGACAACGACGUGUUGUGCCUACUUCGUUGUUGACUAUGUUUGAUUCAAUGAUGGCUGAUUCUGAUGUGCCAUCAUCGCCUGAUGAUGAAUUUGUGCAAUUUUUGGAUAAGGAAGCUUCGAAAAUUGAAAUGGCAACGAAUUCGACGAAGAUUAAUUCUUUGGAGGAGAUUUAUGCAACGCCGAUGAAGACACCAAAGGAUAUUAAAGAAACAGAAAGAAAAAAAGCUGAUUUGUCGCUGGAUACUAAGACUUUUAUUAAAUUGAAGGAGGAAGCUGAUCUUCAGUGCAAAAUUAUGAGGCAGGCGUCGAAGGCUUUGGAAGUGUCUAGGAGGAGUGAGACGAAUUGUGUCAGCGUGAGGCCGCAGGUGGAAGCGGAGAAGAUUCUUCUGACCGCAAAUUGUAAGUACGAAAAAGUCCUCAAGGAAAUCCGCCAGACCCACUACGAGAAACCCAUCGAAGCGAAACAAACCGGAAGUAUCAAAAUCUCAGACAUUUCUAUCAAAUUACCCGAACUCUCCGAGGAUAAAACAGGCUGGUUCGUCCUAGUAUUAAUGGAUGACAAACGCAUCUUCUCAACAGAUGCAGUUGAAAUCCACCUAGAAAACCACAAACUAGACUUCCACCGAACAUUCCUCUUCGAUAAUCUUGACGGAAAUUUUGAAUUAACCGGAAAAGUCUACUGUUUACUGCAUAAACAGUGCGAGAAAAACCACAAGAAAAGCGAUGGUCGCCUCUCGAACAAAUUGAGGUUAUCAGGAAGAAAACUGCGAUACAUGGACCUCUACACCAAAGAUCCCGUUGAGACCAACAUCAAAACAUCAUCUUUUGUACCUCUGGGAUAUUUCAAAAUCACUGUGAAUGAUUUACAUACAAAAGUGUUAUCCAAAGAUAAUAAGGAAAGUAUUAAAAUCACUUUGUAUGAAAAUUCUCCAUUAGCUCAUGAAGUACAGAUGAAUAUUCAACUGGCGCAGAUGAAUAUUGCCGUUGAAAAGAUGGGAAUGUUAAACGUGAGAUCAAGAAUCAACCCGGUUGUUUGGAAGAGAAUGCUGUGUACGCUGAGUGGAACCGUGCUGAAACUUUGGGACAACGAAAUCGAUCAAGAUCCACUGAUGCUGAUUGACCUGAUUUAUUGCAAACAGGAGAUUGACAACGCCAAAAGAGAAGAAUGUCCGAGAGCUAAGACUUUGGCGAUUGUUUUGAGGCAUGAAACGCUUUAUUUGAAUAUUGAUACUAUUGCAGAGCUCAGGGAGUGGAAGAAAGUUUUAAAUGAAGUUUACAAGGGGUUGAAGGAUUGGAAAUUGUUGAAGGAAUAA